UUCGAUUUGUCUCGAUUAUGUCACUGGUAACGAUUUUUUAUUUGACAGAGCAAAGUCAACGAGACAACAUGGUAUUCAUCAAGGUCUUGUUAGUAGCAGCGUUUUGCAUUUGCCAAGGUGCGGCGAUGUGUAACGAGUGGAACCAGAUCGAAUGUGAGACGAGCGAUGGGUGUGUGAACAUGUACAACCUCUGCGACGGGCGGAGCCACUGCAAAGACAACUCCGACGAGGAUCACCGUUUUUGUUCCGUUUUUGACCAGUCAGUAUGCAGUUCAAAUGGAUUUUUUCUUUGCAACCAAAAGGGUAACUUGACCUGCAAGACCGCCAGGGAAUACUGCGAUGCGUCCAACUCUCCUUGCGAUAAUAAAAACGAGCGGCUGUGCCAGAUGCUGAAGGAUGGAAAACUACAAACGAACGUGUUUGUUGCCGAAACUUCGGGUGAUGAGUUCCUUGAAAAGUUCAACGUUACAAUUGAACAUCCUGAUUGUCCUCACCUGUACACACGUGUUGGCGACCACUGCUUGUCAUUCUUUUUCUUUGGAUUGGUCAACUGGGGAGAAGCUCGGUCUUUCUGCAAGAUGAAUGGCGGUGACCUUUUGACCUUUCAAGAUGGCGUCGGGAUCUUCUACGAAAUCGUCCGCCACCUCCACGAGCACAAUAUCACCUCGGACUUCUGGGUUGGGGGAGCCAUACGAAACAGUACAUGGACAUGGGUGGACGGCAACCCCAUUGAGCUGGGCACCCCCUACUGGUCCCUCAGAACGAACCCUAAUUGCCGGCAUCGCAACCAGACCGACAGAUACAAUGAAGAAUCUUGUAAUCAGUACCUGCAACGACCACUGACUCCCGUCGUAGGUAUGUGCGCCGCCCUUGCCUUCGAGAACUACUUCUACAUGAGCGACGAAGACUGCAUGACGAAGAAGAGCCCUUUGUGCGUCGCGGAAAAGGAACCUACUGUGAAGGUGUGAAGCAUUCGCAAGCAUGUUUUCCAUAGAGUGCUGUUUCCUUCUUUCUUUCUUUUUUUAAUGGUGAACUCCAAUUUGUUUCCUGACAUUCGCGACCAAGUUGUGAAUAGAAGCAAGUUCGUGUUGUGAUACUGCAUUUGUGACUGAUGUUUAUAUCAGCUGACUACAAUAAGAAAUUUUGAAAUGA
This is a messenger RNA of Penaeus indicus, 1152 nucleotides long. RefSeq lists its product as uncharacterized. Lineage: Eukaryota; Metazoa; Arthropoda; Malacostraca; Decapoda; Penaeidae. The coding region runs from base 18 to 968 and encodes 316 amino acids. Gene Ontology annotation, molecular function: protein binding. The record is from RefSeq and is a predicted model, not a curated record. The transcript is spliced from 7 exons.